GGUAUUUUUCAUGAUCAUUACUAUUUUGGCUUCUGAUUAUUCUUUUGUUUGGACAGAAAACCGGUAUUUUGAGUGCACUCAUUGAAAUGAUUUGGAUACUAAUCCUCCUCCUUGGUUGCUCCCUUACUGAGACUACCUUGGGCUGGACAUAUCAUCACUCACCUGGGACCAUGAGCUGGUACAGUGCCCGAGACUAUUGCCGGAAAUCUUACACAGACAUGGUGGUCAUCCAAAACCAGGAAGAGAAUGACUAUUUGGUGUCCAUGCUGCCAAACAGAAAUAAGGCUCCAUACUAUUGGAUUGGAAUCACUAAAAAACACUUGAAUGAAACUUGGACCUGGAUUGGGAAUAACAGCACGUGGAUUGGUGAACACUCUUGGGCAGCAAACGAGCCCAACAACAACCACAGCACAGAGUUUUGUGUCGAGAUCUACGUGAACAGGGGACCGAACCGAGGGAAGUGGAAUGAUGAGAAAUGCGCCAAUAGGAAAUUUGCCGUUUGUUAUAAAGCCCAAUGUAAUGAAACAAUAUGUGGCAGAGGACGAUGCCAGGAGACCAUAAAAAACAUAACCUGCCUCUGUGACCCUGGCUAUAAGGGAGACAUGUGCCAAACAGAAGAGGAGUCAGCAAACGGGGACGAAGUCACCAAUUAUCACACUACAAGUCAGGCAACAAGCAGCAGCACGGCUGGAUUCAGCACACCACCUCACUACCUCACGACUUCCAGUGAGACACAGCCUGAAUCAGCCGUGGAGUGCCCCCCUCUGCCUCAGCCCGAUAACGGAUACCAUAGUUGCUUGGGAGGAAACCUGACAUUCAACUCCACAUGUCAGUUUAAAUGCUACUCAGGCUUCCGGGUGGUAGGCUCACCGGCUGUUACCUGUGGGGUCACCGGGGUCUGGAGUGGCCCAAGACCUGUUUGUGCAAGCUAUAAACAGGCCCUGUUUGCUGUUGCUGGGUGUGGAGCCCUCUCAGCCCUUAGCUGCAUCUGUUUUUGCUGGAUGAAACGCAGAAGAAGAAAGAAACUUGCCCAAGUAAGGCAGUCUGAAGAGGUGACAAGUCCAUUCAGUGAGGGACAAGGAUGAAGAACAGCUGGGACCUCAUUUAUACAUCUUUUUAAAAUAUAUCUAGAAUGACCCAUAUGCAGUUACUUGUAUUAAUCUUAGUAGAUUGCUAAUAAAUCAACCUAAACAGUCACUGGCUGCACAGGUUGUUUGCCAGGAUUAUCAGUUAGCUAAGUGUUUUGUCUUAUAUACUGUGUGUUAAAGCUUCAUUUGGAUAUAUGCAUCCAUAUAAAGUGUGUAGCCAAUGUAUGUGUAUGUGACAGAGGUGUGGACUUGAGUUGCAUGACUUGGACUCGAGUCAGUCUCGAGUCACAAUUCUGGUGACUUUAAACUUGUACAACUCGAUGUACAACUGGACUUGGACUUUCACGCCAAUGAUUUGUGACUUCACUUGGACUCGAGCUGUUUGACUUGAAAAUACUUGAUACGUACCCAAGUCAUUAUACACAUUUGAAGAACAAGUUCUAGACAUUUUUCCAAUAUGAGAUGAGGUAAAUAAAGCAACACAGGACAAAAACAUACAAAAUUCAUUGUGUUGUGGCACUGCUUAAUAGUGCUAUAUGAAAGUCAGUAUUGCUUUUUUCUAAUUAAGUUAAGUCGCACUUUGUUUAACAAAUAAAAACACAUUUUAAAAGCCCCUUGUUUUUUUUGUAAAGCAAUUAUAUUAUUGCUCUGUUGUUUAAACAGCAUUAAAUUUGGCGAAGAGAGCAUAAUAAGCUGUUUAGGACUUGUUUGUGACUUGAGUGCAAAGACUUGAGACUUACUUGCAACAUGCAAAUUAUUGACUCAGUCCCACCUCUGGUAUGCGAUAGCUUAUUAUAAUCAUGCAUAUGUGAACUCAAAGCAUGCA
This is a messenger RNA of Epinephelus moara (kelp grouper), 1914 nucleotides long. Its product is annotated as P-selectin-like. The record is from RefSeq and is a predicted model, not a curated record. The coding region runs from base 87 to 1085 and encodes 332 amino acids. The transcript has 8 exons. Lineage: Eukaryota; Metazoa; Chordata; Actinopteri; Perciformes; Serranidae.